UCCUUCUCCCGCCGGCCGUGCGCGCCGCGAGCGUUGCCCGGAGACGACAAUGGCGGAGCGGAGCCCCAGGGCGGUGCCGCUGCCGCAGCUCCGAUCGCAGCUGCAGGAGGCGCGCCAUGCCAACACCCUGCUCCAAAUGGAGGUGGAAAUGUUUGAGAAAUGUUACCAUAAGAUGGAGUCGUGUGGCCCGUUUCUGCUGCAUCAGUCUGAGAUGAGUGCUCCACCAGAGCCAACACAGACACGUGGCAGGUACAAAUCCAAGCUCCAUGGUGCGACAGACUGUCUUGUGGGCUUGACAGUGGAGCAGAAAUGUGAGCUGGCUCAGCGGGAGCUGACUGAGAUGGAGAAUGACAUUCAGAGUAUGAAGGAGGACUCAGAGCAGACCAUGGAGAAACUCAAGGCAGUCACAGAAGAAGCAGAUGCAUGGUGGACUGAUGUUAAGAAGCUAUCAGUGACUUUAGACAUUACCAGCACCAUCUCCUGCAAGAGAGGGAGUGUCAUAGCUUCUGAGAAAGAAUACAUGGAGGAGAAGAACUGCCAGAGGUCAUUGCUCUUGAAAAAUUUUUUGCUUAAGAGUUACAAGAAGAAGCUCCGCAGCAUUAGACAGAAGGAGCAGGUGGGAGAGACACUCUGUGAGGUCCGUUUGCAGCAGCUGCAGGUUAGAAAUGCCCAGUACCAGGAGAAGAUUGAUGAGAAGAAUCAGGAGCUGUUGAAGUUAAAAAUUACCUUAGGGAAGACUGUUCAAGUCCUCAACUUCUAUAAAAGGAAGCUGCGGGAUGCCAUGGAAACAUCUACUUCUCUGUCGAAAAACAUCUCCCAGAGGAAGGAGCUGCUGGAGAAAAUCGAAAGAGAAGCUGCUCUGGUGGAGGAGCAACAAGCAGAAGUUGAGAGUGUGAACUGUCAGCUGCAGAAGCAGCUCUCGGAUUACAGUGUCCCCCCUGUGCUGAGUUAUGUGCAGAAGAAGAUGGAUGUUACUGACCUCAAGAGCAGCCUCAAGGCUUGGGCGAGGAAGGUGACAGUUGCUGAGAUGUCCUUGCAAAGCUACCGCAGAGCAUGGAACCAGGUCAGGAUGUAUUAUAACCACUACUAGGUUUGUCCAAUGCUCCAAGGCAGACUGUGGAAGCUGCAGAAGGGCCCAGCCCCACGGGGAAAUUUGCUGUCAAGUGGGUGAAUAUGGCACUCUGUACACUGCAGUGAGAUGGAACCACUUCUGCUUUAAAUAAUAAAGAAAUCCAUGGUUCUGUUGUAAGGCCACGUCUUCGGUCUGUC
Messenger RNA from Calypte anna (Anna's hummingbird), 1269 nucleotides. RefSeq names its product coiled-coil domain containing 113 (gene CFAP263). Gene Ontology annotation, cellular component: ciliary basal body; axoneme. Gene Ontology annotation, biological process: cilium assembly. Lineage: Eukaryota; Metazoa; Chordata; Aves; Apodiformes; Trochilidae. The record is from RefSeq and is a predicted model, not a curated record.